AUGGUCGGAGUCCCACCAACGAAGCACGAAAUAGUGACAGUUCUAAACAAACUGAAAUCUCUGCCAUGUAACAAGCAAUGUUUUGAUUGUGGUGCUACUAAUCCCACAUGGGCCAGUGUAACUUAUGGAGUUUUUCUUUGCAUCGAUUGUUCAGCAGUUCAUCGUUCCCUUGGGGUUCACCUUAGCUUCAUUCGUUCCACUCAACUGGAUACUAAUUGGUCUUGGGUUCAACUGCGUGCUAUGCAAGUAGGGGGAAAUCAAAAUGCAUUGUCGUUCUUCACGCAGAAUAACUGCCGUUCGUUGGACGCACAAGAGAAGUAUCAAAGCCGGGCUGCUCAACUUUACCGAACUAAACUGGAGAAGUUAGCCGUUGAAGCAGUUAAAACUCAUGGCAACAAAUUGAUCAUAGAAGCAGAUGAAGAGAAAGGAAAAUGUGAUAAAGUGGCCGAUUUUUUCGAGCUCCACACAGAAUGUAUUUCGGAUAACGAUAUGAGGCCUGACAGGCCUGCUGCAGUAGUUCCAAAGGUGACUUCGGAAGAAAAAACAAUCGGACCAACUGUCGAUAAUUUAUUCAAUUCCCCAACGUCUGACUCCACUUUUUCCAAGACAACCUCAGUAAUCGGCGGUCGAAAAACAAACACUAAUCGGCUUGGGGCCAAAAAAGGUGGUUUGGGUGCAGCAAAGGUGAAAACGGAUUUCUCGGCGAUAGUUUCAGCUGCUGAAAAUGCCGAUGCACGGAAAGAAAGUCAACUCCAAUCAACCAAGCAUGAUGUUGAAGAUCAGGAGAAAACUGACAAUGAACGAAUUGCGUCGCUUCGCUUAGCCUAUAAAGAUAUCACUGAUGAAUGCGAAAAACAAGAUGCUGUCAAUGCGAAGUCUACAGAUCCACAACGAGCUAAACAGGCCGAGCGCCUUGGUAUGGGUAAAAUUGGAUCGGGUAAUAGAGAAAUAUCUCAUUCAGCAUUUGCAAAUGUUCAAAGGAUAGAACAGGAGAAUUCAGAACCUACUCACAUUUCAUCAUCGACCAGUUCAGCUAUGGAUCCCUUCUUCACCUCAAGUUAUGGUAGUCGAGAUCGUGAUACAAAUAACUUUUUCCGUUCCACGGAUGAUCAUUUAUUCGGAGGUUCAACAGCUUCUUCGGGCAUUAAUGGGGAAUGGUCAAAAGGCAAGCAAAGAGGUGAUGAAUGGGAUGAAUAUUUCUCGGAUCCUUUCGAUCGAAAAUCAAGAAAGACACAAAACUAUUCUGGUACGGAGGAUGUCAGCAAUAAGUCACCUAGUAGGCAACCUUCAAGCCUGUCAUCAUCUGUCAAGCCAGAUACAAAAUCAAAUUCCGAUGAGUUGAUCAAAAAGUUUGCUAAUGCAACUUCUAUAUCAUCAGAUGCAUUUUUUGAUCGAGAUGAGUCUGAGUCUGAUGGACUGUCAAGAUUCCAAGGCAGUUCAUCAAUUUCUAGUGAUGAUUAUUUUGGUCGUCCUAAGGUAAAACAAUCUCAGAUGUCUAAUGAACUGCAAAAUAUCAAAGAUGGUGUUAAACAAAGUGUGACCAAAGUUGCUGGUCGUCUGUCACAUCUGGCGAAUGAUAUGGUUCAUACGCUCCAGGAUCGUUUUGGUUGA
This is a messenger RNA of Trichobilharzia regenti, 1611 nucleotides long. NCBI's taxonomy places the organism in Eukaryota, Metazoa, Platyhelminthes, Trematoda, Strigeidida, Schistosomatidae. The record is from the annotation of a GenBank genome assembly.